GUUGCAUUACGACAUAUCGACACCACGAUGGAACCCAGGAUUAAAAAGUUUAUCGACAGCUUAUACAGGUUUCCUCAGAGCCAAACUUUUGAUGAUACAGAUCUUGACAGGUACCUACAGCCUUGGGGUUUCACUAUCUAUCGAACGUACUAUGGACCUGGAUCCGAUCAACAAUGGGAAAAGCUACUCCAGAAUAUCACCAGUGGUGUCAAGCACCAACUUAAAAGGCACGAAUCACCGAUAGACGAUCCUGCUACAAUUUGCAAAGCAGAAGAACUCUUCAAAUUAGAUGCGCGCUCAGAUUCUACCUUGGAUGGCCUGACGCUGGAAGAAGUACGACAGCUUUACCAUGACGGCACAGGGGGGCAGCCAAUGAAUACAGACAAGGACCCAUGGCGAAUCUUUAUAUUAGCGGACGAAGAAGUAUUGGCAAUCCCUAGCUUAAUUAAAUGUGUAGCAGCAGACUAUGACGCCGCUGCUUGUGUGCCAAAGAACCCGCGAUUUGGCCCACAGCGGUACUUUGGGUGGUUAAGGAUGUCUCCAAACCACGUUUUGAAACUAUGGUUUGAAUUGGAAAUAUAUUUCCUUAAGCAAAUUGUCAACUAUACAGCGGGUGGUCCUGGUGCGUGGUGGGAUCCAGAUGAAUGUUGAGCGACGGGAUUUUAUGGCGAAUCUAUCUGCCCAACCUCUCA
Molecule: messenger RNA, 692 nt
Organism: Bipolaris sorokiniana ND90Pr
Lineage: Eukaryota; Fungi; Ascomycota; Dothideomycetes; Pleosporales; Pleosporaceae
Exons: 1
Coding region: 28-651 (207 amino acids)
Source: RefSeq, a predicted model, not a curated record